Messenger RNA from Peronospora matthiolae, 321 nucleotides. The record is from the annotation of a GenBank genome assembly. Lineage: Eukaryota; Oomycota; Peronosporomycetes; Peronosporales; Peronosporaceae.
AUGGCACUGUCGGCCACGGGAACAUGCCUCGUGCCAAUUUUUGGUCUGCUCUUUCAAUUGCAGCCGCAAGUCAUGCAAGGACUACACGUCCGCACCAGCGGGGCAGCCUAUAAUUGCUAUGUUGUAGGCGUCAUGUACGCCGCUGUAUUCUUGAUGUGCGGUCUCGUUACUCGCAAUUGCUUGUGCACCAAGCAAGAAAAGCCUCAGUGCACCGGAUUAAGAAGAAACGAGCGCUACAAUCUCUCGUUCGUAGGGCUGGAGAGCAAAGAGUUUUCUCGAGCCAUGGACGCGAUGGACAGAAAUGGCGACUGCCGUACUUGA